This is a messenger RNA of Ceratotherium simum simum (southern white rhinoceros), 2392 nucleotides long. RefSeq names its product homeobox D3 (gene HOXD3). Gene Ontology annotation, cellular component: nucleus. NCBI's taxonomy places the organism in Eukaryota, Metazoa, Chordata, Mammalia, Perissodactyla, Rhinocerotidae. Gene Ontology annotation, biological process: embryonic skeletal system morphogenesis; anterior/posterior pattern specification; regulation of transcription by RNA polymerase II. Gene Ontology annotation, molecular function: RNA polymerase II cis-regulatory region sequence-specific DNA binding; DNA-binding transcription factor activity, RNA polymerase II-specific. The record is from RefSeq and is a predicted model, not a curated record.
AGUAGAUGAAAAAGAAACAUUUUCCAGCCUCAAAAUAAGUCUGGAAGUCUUUAAGUCCUCUUGGUUUUUAUCUCCUAGAAGAUUUCACAGUGCUGACCCACGGAGCUCACCUUGUCACCGGAAAGUGGACUAUCUGGGUUUCCAUGAAAGAUGCUGUGAUUUUGAAACCAGGUCACCUGGAGCCUGGGGCUGCCCCAGCUCUCUCAGGAUUUGGCAGACAUUGGAGGCGGCGGUGAAGGACACAGUGGUGGUCAAUGUUAUUUGAGCACGAUCAGCAGACCCCGGAGCUUCCUCAGUGCACGAUGCAGAAGGCUGCUUACUAUGAAAACCCAGGACUCUUCGGAGGCUAUGGCUACAGCAAAGCCACUGACACUUAUGGCUACAGUGCCCCCCAUCAGCCUUAUCCACCCCCUGCUGCUGCCAACUCCCUGGACACUGAUUACCCGGGCUCUGCCUGCUCCAUCCAGAGCUCUGCACCUCUGAGAGCCCCAGCCCACAAGGGGGCUGAACUCAAUGGCAGCUGCAUGCGGCCUGGUACUGGGAACAACCAGGGUGGGGGUGGUGGCAGCCAGCCUCCUGGUCUGAAUUCAGAGCAGCAGCCACCACAACCCCCUCCUCCACCACCAACACUGCCCCCAUCCUCACCCACCAAUCCUGGAGGUGGAGUACCUGCCAAGAAGGCCAAGGGUGGGCCCAAUGCUUCUGGCUCCUCAGCCACCAUCAGCAAGCAGAUCUUCCCCUGGAUGAAAGAGUCCAGACAGAACUCCAAGCAGAAGAACAGCUGUGCCACUGCAGGAGAGAGCUGCGAAGACAAGAGCCCGCCAGGCCCAGCGUCCAAGCGGGUGCGCACAGCGUACACGAGUGCACAGCUGGUGGAGUUGGAGAAGGAAUUCCACUUCAACCGCUACUUGUGCCGGCCACGUCGCGUGGAGAUGGCCAACCUGCUGAACCUCACCGAGCGCCAGAUCAAGAUCUGGUUCCAGAACCGGCGCAUGAAGUACAAGAAGGACCAGAAGGCCAAGGGCAUCCUGCACUCGCCGGCGGGUCAGUCUCCGGAGCGCAGCCCCCCGCUCGGCGGCGCCGCGGGCCACGUGGCCUACUCGGGCCAGCUGCCGCCCGUGCCGGGCCUGGCCUACGACGCGCCCUCGCCGCCCACCUUCGCCAAAUCUCAGCCCAACAUGUACGGCCUGGCCGCCUACACGGCGCCGCUCAGCAGCUGCCUGCCGCAGCAGAAGCGCUACGCGGCGCACGAGUUCGAGCCCCACCCCAUGGCGAGCAACGGCGGCGGCUUCGCCAGCGCCAACCUGCAGGGCAGCCCUGUGUACGUGGGCGGCAACUUCGUCGACUCCAUGGCGCCCGCGUCCGGGCCCGUCUUCAACCUGGGCCACCUCUCGCACCCGUCUUCGGCCAGCGUGGACUACAGCUGUGCCGCGCAGAUUCCGGGCAACCACCACCACGGACCGUGCGACCCCCAUCCCACCUACACAGAUCUCUCGGCCCACCACUCGUCUCAGGGACGCCUGCCCGAGGCCCCCAAACUGACGCAUCUGUAGCGGCCGCCACCGGCCGGAACUCGCGGCGCAAUUACCUCUUUUGCUUUGGUGGCGGGGGUGGCGGGCGGGGCCCGCGGGGCAGCUGGGUGACCUGCCUCCCUCGUUCUGGGCCGGUCGCUGCCUCCCAGGUCUCGGGCCAACAGCGGCCGAGGCGCAGGCGACUGGGCCUUCCCUCCAGGCGCGCGUCCUUUGGGUGACUCGCCAUAAAUCAACCGCAAGGAUUCUCCUCUGUAAGCCUGGCAAAGCCGUAUACUGCGGACCGAGGGACUCUAAUCUGGUACUGGUGUCCCGAAGGUAAGUCUGAAUCUAUCGGCGGCGCGCCCUGCAGAGGGACCUGAGCCCGGAGAGCCCCGGGUCUGGCCCGCGUCUAGCUUAGUUGCGGAGACCUUAAUUUAUACGCUCCUUCCCGUCCCGUAAGGAUUGCAUCGGACUCAACGAUCUGUAUUUAUUAUUUGAAGCGAGUCAUUUCGUUUCCCUGAUUAUUUAUCCUCGUCUUAAUGUAUUUAUGUGUAUAUUUGUAGAAUUCUCCAGCCGAGCUUAGGAACGCGCUCCCAGGCCGCGGGGGCCACAUUUCACCUCUUUAGUCCGCUUUGUCUGAACUAGUUGAGAGAGUAGUUUUGAACAGUUGUAACCGUGGCUGGUGUUUGUAGUUGAUGUAAAGGAUUAAGACCGCAAAUUGUCCUUCAUGGGUAGAGUCAGGCGGCCCUGUGGCGAGGCAAGACACCCGCUACCCAUUUCUCAACAGCUGCAGCCCUCACCACUUGACACAGUUUAUUGAUUUCAAAUUGUCUGGUAAUAUUUGAACAAAUAUUUAGAAUAAAAAAAUUUCUCAGUCGGAA